This is a messenger RNA of Pipistrellus nathusii (Nathusius's pipistrelle), 623 nucleotides long. The record is from the annotation of a GenBank genome assembly. Lineage: Eukaryota; Metazoa; Chordata; Mammalia; Chiroptera; Vespertilionidae.
AUGCUACAAGUUAUUAGCAAAAGGGGCAAGCGUCAAUUCCCUGUGAUUUUUAAGAAAGCUUGUAAGUGCUUGGAGGUGAUCUGUGGCAUUGAUGUGAAGGAAGUGGUCCCUGCCACCCACUCCUAUGUCCUUGUCAACUCACUGGAUCUCACCUAUGAUGAGAUGCUUGGUGACCAUGAGAGCAUGCCUAAAAACGGCCUCCUGAUAAUCAUCCUGGGUAUGAUCUUCCUGGAGGGUAACUGUGCCCAGGAGGAAGCCAUUUGGGAGUUCCUGAAUAUGAUGGGAGUUUAUGCAGGGAGGGAGCAUUUUAUUUAUGGGGAGCCUAGGAAGCUCCUCACCAGAACCUGGGUUCAGGAGAAUUACCUGGAGUACCAGCAGGUGCUUCAUAAUGACCCACCACGCUACCAAUUCAGGUGGGGUCCAAGGGCCCAUGCUGAAACCAGCAAGUUGCAAGUUCUGGAAUUUUUGUCCAAGAUCAAGGGGAUUGACCACAUCUCCUUCUCAUGCUGGUAUGAGGAGGCUUUGAGAGAUGAGCAAGAGAGAGCCCAGGCCAGAAUUGGCCCUGUGGGUCAUGCUGCUGCCAAGUUCAUGGCACAGCCUCUCCUUCCCCAGCUGAAGAAUGA